Molecule: messenger RNA, 2525 nt
Organism: Cucumis sativus (cucumber)
Lineage: Eukaryota; Viridiplantae; Streptophyta; Magnoliopsida; Cucurbitales; Cucurbitaceae
Product: ankyrin repeat domain-containing protein 13C
Exons: 2
Coding region: 474-2285 (603 amino acids)
Cellular component (GO): cytoplasm
Molecular function (GO): protein binding
Source: RefSeq, a predicted model, not a curated record
UUUCACUGUCCUCCAUUUUUUUUUUCCUCUUCUUUUUUACUCCCAUAAUUCACCACUUUAUUUAUUAAGGAAAGAAAAACAAAUAAAUGAAUAAAUACACAUCUGAAUUUAGAGACAGAACAAAACGACUGAGGUUAAGGCAAGGGAAGGUAAAGUACAGACAUAGGAAAGAAAUAUCCACAGCUUCUGCUUCAAACCAAACCCCUCCAUUACUAAAAGGCGCGCCCAUUCCUUCUCUCCUCUCCCUCUCUCUCGUGCUUCCCAAUAAAGACACACCCACUUUUACCAUUUUACCCUUUCCUCCUCUUCUCUAACAUUCUCUUCUUCUUCUUCUUCCUCUUUGUGAGUCUUAUGAUGAUGAAUCAUAAAAUAAAAUAUUAGUUAAAGGAAAAUCUCAACCCCACACCAUUUGUCGCCCUCUUCUUCUUCUUCUUCUUUCUUUCUUCUUCAUUGUUACCAUUUUCACCUCUAUAAUGGCGAAGUCGUCGACCCCUACGACGACCUCGCUUUCUACCAUUAAACCUAAGGAUUAUGCUCAUAGUCCUGUCCAUUACGCCGUCGCUCUUGCUGAUCAUUCUGCCCUUUCUCGUAUUGUUUCAACUUUACCUCGUCUUGCUGAUCCUGCUCUUAUUCAUACUGAGGCUGAUUCGCUUGCUCAAGAGCGGAUCGCUGACAAGAUCUCUGCUGUUCUUGACCGUCGUGAUGUGCCUUACCGGGAGACUCCUCUUCAUCUUGCUGUUAGGCUUAAAGAUGCUUUUGCUGCCAAAACUCUUUCUUCUGCUGGGGCUGAUAUUUCUCUCCAGAAUUCUGCUGGUUGGAACCCUCUUCAGGAGGCUAUGUGUCGCCGGAGUUCUGACAUUGCGCUUAUUCUACUUCAGGUUCACCAUCGCGCUGCAUGGUCUAAGUGGCGCCGACGAUUGCCGCGGGUAAUUGCUGUUCUUCGUCGAAUGCGAGAUUUCUAUAUGGAAAUUUCGUUUCACUUUGAGAGCUCUGUAAUUCCGUUUGUUGGGAAAAUUGCUCCCUCGGAUACUUAUAGAAUUUGGAAGCGUGAUGGCAAUCUCCGAGCUGAUACGUCUUUGGCUGGAUUUGAUGGCUUGAAGAUCCAGCGCGCGGAUCAGAGUUUUCUCUUUCUCGGAGAUGGCGAUCAGACCCAUGACAUUCCCUCUGGUUCUCUGCUUGUGAUCAAUCGUGACGACCGCAAAAUCUUCGACGCGUUCGAGAACGCUGGGGCUCCGAUGAGUGAAUCUGACAUUGCCGGAUUUUGCUCUCAGACAAGCGUUUACCGCCCAGGAAUGGACGUCACGAAAGCAGAACUCGUUGGAAGAACCAACUGGAGAAGACAAGAGAAAACCGAAAGCGUUGGAGAAUGGAAAGCCAAAGUUUACGAAGUACAUAACGUAGUGUUCAGCUUCCGAUCUCGAAAAGUAGCCGGCAGCGAAGGUGACGUGGCAGGUAGCGAACAGGUCCUUCCGCUGGAACUCGACGAAGACGACGACGGAUUCUUAGUAGCCGAAAACCCUAGUUUCGGGCUGCCUGACAGGAAUAGCACUGACCGGCGAAGACACAGUAGUUUUGUUCCUGAAGAGAGGGAAUGGGUAAUGAUGCCGAGAAAAAGCGUGGAUAUACCGUCGGCGACAGCGCCACCACCAAGAAAGGUCGGUAGGCCGACUUUCACGGCAGCUCCAGUUGAACCGCCGCAGACGAAGGAAAAAGAGUACGUGAGAAGCUUACGUCCAUCGGUGUGGUUAACGGAGCAAUUUCCAUUGAAGACGGAGGAACUUCUCCCAUUACUGGACAUUUUGGCGAACAAGGUGAAGGCGGUGAGAAGGAUGAGGGAGCUGCUCACCACCAAGUUCCCGCCGGGCACUUUUCCGGUCAAGGUGGCUAUUCCAGUGGUUCCAACUGUGAGAGUCGUGAUAACCUUCACCAAAUUUGUGGAUCUUCCACCCGUGGAACAAUUCUAUACGCCGUUUUCUAGCCCAAGGCAACUAGCCAACAGCGGAGGAGAUGAUCCAUCUGAAUCACACUGUUCAUCAUUGCCGUUGUCAUCAUCUUCUUCUUCAUCGUCUUCUUCAUCUUCUUCUUCAUCGUCAUCCACGUGGCUGAGGCGAAGCAGCAGCCACUCAGCUGCUGGAUCAACCGCUAAGCAGAACCAUCGAUGUUCGUGGUCGACGGUUCAAGAUGAAUCAGACCCAUUUGCUAUUCCGAGUGGUUAUACAUGGGCAAGGUCAGAUGACAAAUCAAGCAAAUUGAAAAAGUCAAAAUCCACAAGAAAAUCUAAAUGAUUGUACUGCUGGGGGAGAUGAGAUGAUGACCAAUGAUGAGAAAUGAAAUGGAAUUAAAUUAAUUAGUUUUAUGGAUUUGCUUGUGCUUUAAAUUUACAGAUACGAUGUAGAUAACCCGUCUAAUUAUAUAACUCACUUGUCCUUUCAAGAAUAUUGGUAGUCUAUAAUUUUGAUUUGGGUCAACAAUUUUGGUCAACAUGAAAGAAAUAGUUGCUGAUAGUUCUGUUCUCUUUGUCGGAA